This is a messenger RNA of Rotaria sp. Silwood1, 2217 nucleotides long. NCBI's taxonomy places the organism in Eukaryota, Metazoa, Rotifera, Eurotatoria, Philodinida, Philodinidae. The record is from the annotation of a GenBank genome assembly.
AUGGAACACGAAACAUGGACGGAUGAAUUUGUUAAAGUUAAAGGAUCUUUCACCGAAAUCGAAUCCAUUUGUAAUUUACUAAAACAACAUACAACACAAUUUGAUCGUGCUUUAUCACCGAUGAGUAUUCUUUCUCCAAUUGAUUAUCCGAUGAAUAAUUUAAAUGCAAUUGAACCAUCAUUCAUGUAUUCACAAUUGCUCAAAGAAAUUCUUCUUGAUGCUGAAUAUGAAGAUUAUGCUAGAAAAGCAUUAACACAACUAUGGCGUGAUGGUUAUCAGAACAAUCGAUUUCAAUUGAAAAUUAUUGAUGAAUUUGAACGAGAUUAUAAUCCUGAUUUGGCCAUCUGGUGGUACACUCGAGAAUCUUUUACCUAUUCAAUGCUCAAUCGAGCACUGCGAACUAUAGAUAUCGAUCAUAUGAUCAAGAUGGGCUUUUUCUUAUGUGAUAUUCAUCGACAAAUUCAACGAAUACAUGCUGAAACAUCAAAAAUUGAAGAUUUACGGACUGUCUACCGGGGCCAAGGCAUGUACAAUACUGAAUUCGAAAAAUUGCAAAAGAGAAUCGGUGGAAUCUUAUCUUUCAACAAUUUUUUAUCUACCAGUACCGACCGAGAAGUAUCUCUUGUCUAUGCUCAAAGCUCAAGUGAAAAUUCGUCAAUGAUCGGUAUUCUUUUUGAAAUAGAUAUUGAUGUUGCAAAUCCAUCGACUCCGUUUGCUUCAUUGAACAAUAUAAGUUACUUUUCGUCGGAAAAGGAAAUUCUUUUUUCGAUGCAUAGUACAUUUCGAAUUGGUGAAAUGCGAAAAAUUGAUGAAAAAGUCUGGCAAGUACAACUUACAUCAACAAAUAAUAAUGAUGAACAACUUCAAACUCUAACAGAACUCAUGCGAAAAGAAAUAUCGGGAAAUACAGAAUAUGAUCGAUUAGGUCAAUUGAUGAUUCGAAUGGGAGAAUUUGAUAUAGCAGAAGAAAUCUAUCAGAUAUUACUUGAUGAGCCGACCGGAAGGGAUGACGCAGAACUUGCUCAUAUUUAUCAACAGAUUGGAAAAAUUCAAAAUGAAAAAGGAGAAUAUGAUCAAGCUCUCACAUUCUAUCAAAAAGUACUUGAUAUCAAACAAAAUGAUCCAUCUUCGAAUCCUCAUGAUCUUCCCACUGUCUACACAAACAUUGGUAUUGUGUACAAAAAUAUGGGUGAUUAUCCGAAUGCUCUAUCAUUUUAUCAAAAAAGUCUUGAAAUUGAUCAAAAAUCUGUUCCUAUUAAUCAAGGUGAUUUAGCUACUACUUACAGUAACAUUGGUGCAGUGCAUUUUAAUAUGGGAGAUUAUUCAAGUGCACUUUCAUUCUAUGAACGAACGCUUGAAAUCGAACAGCAACUUCUUCCUAACAAUCAUCCAUCGUUAGCCACUACAUUCAACAAUAUGGGACUUGUAUAUGGUCAGAUGGGAGACGACUCGAAUGCACUAUCAUUUUAUCAGAAAUCACUGGAAAUCCAACAGAGAACUCUGCUUCCAAAUCAUCCAUUAUUAGCGUCGACGUAUAUUAAUAUCGGUGGAUUACAUUAUAAUAUGGGUGACUAUUCGAAUGCACUCUUAUCUUUCGAAAAAGCACUUGAAAUUCGAGAAAAAUCUCUUCCAGCUAAUCAUCCAUCACUCGCUACUAUCUACAAUAAUAUCGGCAUUAUAUGCCACAGUGAUAAUGAUGAUUCAACGGCACUUUUAUUCUUUCAAAAAGCACUUGAAAUACAAGAAGAAUCUCUCUCUAUACACCAUCCAUCGUUAGCUACUACCUACAACAACAUCGGUGGAUCACAUAAAAAUCUCGGAGACUAUACGAGUGCAAUUUCGUUCUAUCAAAAAGCAAUUGAAGUUCAUCAAAAAAAUUUCUCUUCGAAUCAUCCUGAUCUAGCUACGUGUUACAGUAACAUUGGCGUCGUAUACAAUAAAAUGGGAAAUUAUUCGAAUGCUCUUUCAUUCUAUCAGAAAGCACUUGAAAUUCGACAGAUAUCUCUUCCUUCUAAUCAUCGUGAUCUUGCUAUUAAUUAUAAAAACAUUGGUGACACAUAUGAAAACAUGGAAGAUUAUUCAAGUGCAUUGUCGUUCUUUGAACACGCUCUGAAAAUCGGACAAUAUUCAUUUUCAGAAAAUCGUCUACAGUUGAAGACUUUUCGACAAUGUAUUUCCAAAAUGCAAGAGAAAUUACAGAUGUGUGACAACGAAUAG